Messenger RNA from Girardinichthys multiradiatus, 2221 nucleotides. RefSeq names its product acrosin. Gene Ontology annotation, biological process: acrosome reaction; proteolysis. Lineage: Eukaryota; Metazoa; Chordata; Actinopteri; Cyprinodontiformes; Goodeidae. The record is from RefSeq and is a predicted model, not a curated record. Gene Ontology annotation, molecular function: serine-type endopeptidase activity. The transcript is spliced from 5 exons. The coding region runs from base 73 to 987 and encodes 304 amino acids.
AAAGUGGCAUGACGUCACGGGAGGAAUUGUUUUGAUUUGUCUUUUUAAAAAAUGCCCUGAAGACUCAAACAGAUGAUGGAUCUGAAGAUUGUCCUCCUGUUUGUGAGCGCCUUGUGUUUGAACGCUGCAGCAUCAACACAGCACAGCUGUGGGAAACAGACCCUGGUCGGGCCGCCUGGAUUGUCCAGGAUAGUCGGUGGCCGAGAGGCCCCUGAGGGAGCGUGGCCCUGGCAGGUCAGCAUCCAGACUGUAACCAGGCACCACUGCGGAGGGACGAUUCUCAACAGCCUUUGGGUGCUCACUGCAGCACACUGCUUCAAAAAAUACCUACGGCUCCGAAAAGACCACUUCCAAGUGGUGGUGGGACUAAACAUGCUGUCCACACCUGGGCCUCACACCCAGACACGCUCCAUCAGCAAAAUCAUAAUGCAUAAGGACUACAGUGACAUCACAUCCGACAGCGACGUGGCGCUGCUGCUGCUCAGCUCUCCCCUAAAAUUCACAGAUCUCAUCCAGCCUGGCUGCACUCCUCAUAACGAGAGCCACGAGGCAGCCCUCAGCUUGAGCAACUGCUUCAUCAGUGGGUGGGGGAGCACCCACUACAAAGGGGAUACGAUGGACAGUCUGCAGGAGGCUGAGGUGGAGCUCAUUGACGAGAUCAGAUGUAACCAGAGAACUUGGUACAAUGGCAUCAUCACAGAAAACAUGAUCUGUGCAGGACUGCAGAGUGGAGGAGUUGACACUUGUCAGGGCGACAGCGGAGGCCCACUGCAGUGCUACAGCGAGAGCGAACACAGCUUCUAUGUUGUAGGAGUAACAAGCUUCGGGGCGGAGUGCGGACUGCCCUACAGACCAGGGGUGUAUUCAAAAACCAGCAGGUUCGCAGAGUGGCUGAAGGCAACGCAGGAAGGAGCUAGAGCUACUGCACACAGACUCACCAGAAGGCUAACCACAGCUCUGCUCUUUGCUGCCCUGACGCUGCUCUGAAACAUCCGCUCUGUCUGCAAAAAACAGAAUCACUAAAGCACAAAGCAAACAUGAGCUGUACAUGUUUUCUUUCUUUUACAAAUGGGCAAAUAUUUUUGAUUUUCUUUCACCUAAAGUCUUCCUGGUUAAUAUAUAAUUUACUACAAGUAAAUCAGGCCGUCUAGUUAGAACUUCUGUCCCUGGGAGGACAUUUGUCUCACUCUCAAUGACACAUUUCUAUAUAGAGACUCGCAAAAGUAUUCACACCCCUUGAGCUUUUUUUCACAUUUCAUGUUACCACCACAGACUAUUACAUAUUUUAGCUAUUUUAUAUGAUAGCGCAUAAUUUGUGAAGUGACAGAAAAAUUAUAUUUUUGGUUUUUCCUGUUUAAGGAUCUGAUAUUUGUAUGCAGGACCUUUAAAUCUAAUACCCCCAUUAAAUCUAAAUAAAAUCACAUUUAAGUCGGGAUUCUGGCUGGACUCUGAAAUGUUAAUAUUGCUUCCAGUAAGAAGAAACGUGUUAGUGAGAUUAAAAUAUUAUUUUAAACCUAAAUCGGCCAGGGGUGUCAAUAAUUUUGAGUUUAACUCUAAAAAGUGAAUACAGUCCACCUGUGUGAAAUUUCAUCUCAGUAUAAAUGCAGCUGUCCUCGGAGGCUUGUUAGGGAACAUUAGAAAACAAACACCACCAAGAACACGAAGGAGCAAAGCAGACAGAUCAGGGAGGAGGUUAGGGAGACAUUUAAAGCAGAGUUGGGUUAUAAACAUCUCAAGCUUUGAAUGCCUCAUUGAGCUAUCAAUCAUCUGAACAUGGAAAUGGAGUAUGUCACAAAUGUAAACCUACCAAGAUAUCACUAUCCACCAAACAGCCAUAGGUCUUGUGUAAAAGAUACCACAAAGCCACGCAGGGGACACAGCAGACAUGUAGAAGGUGCUUUGGUUUUACAAAAACCCUCUUUUUGCUGAACACACCAUCCCCAUGGUAAAACAUGGUGGUGGCAGCACCAUGCUCUUUUUCAGCAGGACAGGGAAACUGGUCAGAGCGUUUGGGAAGAUGGAUGAAGGUAGUAUAGGGCAAUUCUGGAAGAAAACCAGUCUUUUAGUCCAACACAAAGCCGCUUGUUGCAGAAGUAGUUCACACAUCUCUCAUGUAUUCUUUUUUCUGUUUAGAAUGCCUAAUAUGUUAGUGCAAAGUGUAUAUUUGCAUUUGAUGGCAUUUAAAAGGAAGAUGUAAAUAUUAAAGCCUCUGCCAAAUCUU